AGAAGAAGUCUAUACAAAGGACCUCGAAUAAAUUAAAGAACUGUAAGAACAUAUUCACACGCACAUAUUUGAGUUUCGAUCUGUCGAUAUUCUUGGCCAUUCCAGAACAACUGAGAUUUAGAACAAAGGAAAUAUGGGUUUAGAAUGUAUAUUUUCUUCUAUGAUAGUUUGGGUUCCCUGACUGAAACUAUAAGAUAGUUUCUUCUUUGAAGUUUUGAAAGAAGUCCUUAUAUAAGACAAAACUAGAUGACAAGGAUCGUGUCAUUUAUUCAUUUCAAUACCUCAACAAGGAAAAGUUGUGAAUUUUUUUGCGUACACACGAGCAAAUAAAACUUGUCAAGGAAAACGUGCCCGUCUGUACAGGGCUUUCUUUGAGCUGCAGAGGAGAAGAUAUUUGGUAAUAAACAUAUGCCUAAACGUUGCAGUUGGCAACAAUACGUUUAAACUGUCCAGUCACUGAAACAUUGUACCUCCUACCGGGUAUACUUUGGUCUGUGUAGUUAUAUUCAGACUUCAUUAGUGCACGAAAAUUCGACACGCUUCGUAGGUUCUGUCGCUAGACACAUUUGGAUUGCCGGCGACUAAGUUUCAUGAGUAAAUUUUCGAUAGCGUGCGAAAUACGCUCGUGACCAACACGUUAAUUUUUGUCGAUGCAGUUUGCAUCAUUCUGUCAUGUUUCUACAUUGGUUUUCAUUUGGGCACGUGAGAAUGCGAAUGUACAGACGAAUACUGUUUGCAGUUUUCUGGGUGAUGUUGGCCAUUGUCGCUUUUGAGUUUUAUUAUUAUAACUCGUUUCAUCUUGCUCGGCAUGGGAACAGUCGUGUGGUGGUUGUUGUGGAAACAGUGAGAGGGGAUGACCACGUAUAUAAGAUCCAGGAGAAGUCAAAAGCAAUCAAUUCACAGAUAGGAAAAACAUCUAGUGAGCUUGGAUUUCAUAUUACUGGUCCAGCUGUUACCAAGAGUGUUGAAAGGCCGAAACCAGAGGUUUUAAAAGAAGCAAUGCCUCGUACAACGAUAAAAAGCUCCGAGGACGAACAGGCGGAGAUCGACAGCAGAAAACGAAAAAAAACGGUGGAAAAGGUCUGUCGAAACCUGAACGUCACGAACGUUUUGAAAGCGCCAGCAAACCGCAGGGAUAGAAAGAAGCUUCUUCAGAGAUUCAACGUCCUGCAUCAUAUUAUUGUAAACGAAAAACACAAGGUCCUGUAUUGUUUUAUACCAAAGGUUGGAUGCUCAAAUAUGAAGAGGAUAUUUUUGGUUAUGCAAGGCUUAUACCCAAGUGUUGAAAAAGUGAAAAUCGCCGAAAUGAAUGUGGAGAUCGUGCGUCUUGAUAACAAGAAAUUUACGGAGGAACAGAGGGAGCACAUGUUAAAAAACUUUUACAAAUUUCUGCUCGUACGCGAUCCCAUGGAAAGGCUUGCUUCGGCGUACAGAAAUAAAUGGCAAAACGACCGUAACGUCGAACUUCACGCGAAUCUGGGAAAACGGAUUAUAGAGAAGUAUCGCUAUAAUAACACUAGGAAGGCAGAACAUGGCCAUGAUGUUAGUUUUACGGAGUUUUCGCGGUAUUUAUUUGACACCCCACCUUGGGAACUAAACGAACAUUGGAUAACCUACGAGGAUAUCUGCCGUCCGUGCAACGUGAAGUACGAUUUCAUUGGUUCUAUGGACACGAUCGCACGCGAUGUGCCACAUCUGAUGAGGAAAAUACAUGCGGACGAGACGAAGUAUCAUCUCAUAAACAUGCGAGGCGGUGCGCCGCCGCUGACCAAAACCAAAGCGGCGGUACAAAAUUUACUACGCGAACUUCCGAAGAAGUAUUUUGAUCAACUAAUUUCCCGGUAUAGAAUAGAUCACGAGUUAUUCGGUUAUCCUAUUCCUAAUUUUGAGAGUUUGCAUAAGAAGCUAUGAUCUUCAUUUAGCCCGUGACGUUCGGUCUUAAUGCAUUACUAAUUUUGGUUAAACCACAAUUUCAAGGCAUUCUUUUUUAAAUUAUGAAUGAAUAUGUGUGUAAUUCGAUAUAAUUAUUUCUGUGUUCCAGUUGCUGUUUUUAGAGAUAUGGGCGUUUAAUAUCAGAUAAUAUUGA
Dendronephthya gigantea is the source of this 2086-nucleotide messenger RNA. RefSeq names its product carbohydrate sulfotransferase 14-like. The transcript has 3 exons. Lineage: Eukaryota; Metazoa; Cnidaria; Anthozoa; Malacalcyonacea; Nephtheidae. Gene Ontology annotation, cellular component: membrane. Gene Ontology annotation, biological process: carbohydrate biosynthetic process. Bases 673 to 1911 code for a protein of 412 amino acids. The record is from RefSeq and is a predicted model, not a curated record. Gene Ontology annotation, molecular function: sulfotransferase activity.